AUAAAUUUAAUAUUAAAAUGAUCGCUAUUAAUCAAUAUGCGCUCAAAUCUAUCAUGUUAAGCAAUGUUACAAGAUUUUCGAGAAAGUUUUCUACAAACUACAAGUAUCUUUCAUUCCAAAUUUUUAUGGAAGAAAAAGAUAGAUUUAAUGGUAUCACUGUAGAUACUGCAUCAUUAAAACACUCAAAAGAAAUGUUUACUAAAACUUUAAAAGAAUCACUUGAGAAAUGGUCUUCAGAAGGUAGAAGGUGUAUAUGGUUCAAAGUUCAUAUAGAAGACUCAAAUUAUGUUCCUUUAUUAGCAAAAAAAGGUUUUAAUUUUCACCAUGCCAGAGAUGAUUUUGUGAUGAUGUACAAAUGGCUGCCAUCAGAGCUGAAACCAAACUUACCGCCGCCUUGUCAUACAAACCUUGGAGUUGGAGCAUUUGUUGUAAACGAGAAUGACCAAAUGUUAGCAGUAUCUGAGAAACAUUAUGAAUAUCCUCAUUGGAAACUACCAGGUGGAUAUGUUGAGAGAGGAGAAGACAUAGUUGCCGCUGCUAAACGUGAAGUUAAAGAAGAAACCGGCGUGGAAUCAACUUUCUUAUCAUUGAUUACGUUCAGGCAUACACAUAACAUGAUGUAUGGAAACUCAGAUAUUUACGUACUCCUUAUGAUGAAGGCUUUGACGGAGCAAAUAAGUUUGUCUCAAAGGGAAGUAAGUGAUUGUAGAUGGAUGGAUAUAGAAGAAUACAUAAAUCAUCCACACGUGCAUAUGUUUAACAGAUUGGUGAUUAGACAAGCCUUUAGUUGUAAAGACAGAAAUAUCAAACUAGAUAUACAAAAGAAAACAGUUAAAUGGGCAACUAAUACAAGAGUUAUGGACUUUUUAUGUGUCACUGAGUAUCAUCAAUAGUAGUUUAAUAAUAAGUAAAGUUCGAUAAUACAAUGAUUUUGUUAAUAUUGUAAAUAUCUAUUUAAACCUAGAGGUAAUAAUAUAUGAAUGUUAAGUUUC
Molecule: messenger RNA, 992 nt
Organism: Pararge aegeria (speckled wood butterfly)
Lineage: Eukaryota; Metazoa; Arthropoda; Insecta; Lepidoptera; Nymphalidae
Product: nudix hydrolase 8-like
Exons: 5
Coding region: 18-893 (291 amino acids)
Molecular function (GO): NADH pyrophosphatase activity; ADP-ribose diphosphatase activity; NAD binding
Source: RefSeq, a predicted model, not a curated record